CACAUGCCAUUUAAAAGUAUUUAUUUAAGCAAGCGCGCACGCACGUAAAUCCAAAAUUUUGGAGAUUCCCUCCUUUUCCCUCUCCUUUUAAAAUCCUCUCCGCGCCAGAUUCACCACUGACAUUUUCAUCCCUCUCUCCGUCGAUCCCAAAACCCUAGUUUUCCCGAGAAAAGAAAAGGGCAAACGGAACAAAAAUGCCGAGAGAGAUAAUCACGCUGCAGGUAGGACAAUGCGGGAACCAGAUCGGCAUGGAGUUCUGGAAACAGCUUUGCCUCGAACACGGCAUCAGCAAAGAUGGCAUCCUCGAAGAUUUCGCAACUCAGGGAGGUGAUAGGAAAGAUGUGUUUUUCUACCAAGCGGAUGAUCAGCACUACAUACCACGAGCUUUACUAAUUGAUUUGGAGCCCAGGGUCAUCAAUGGAAUUCAAAACAGUGAAUAUCGUAAUCUUUACAAUCAGGAGAACAUCUUUGUUUCAGAUCAUGGUGGUGGUGCAGGAAAUAACUGGGCCAGUGGAUAUCAUCAGGGAAAGGGCGUUGAAGAGGAUAUAGUGGACAUGAUUGAUAGAGAGGCAGAUGGAAGUGAUAGUCUUGAGGGUUUUGUUCUGUGUCAUUCAAUUGCUGGAGGAACAGGCUCAGGUAUGGGCUCGUAUCUGCUAGAGACUCUAAAUGAUCGCUAUAGCAAAAAGUUGGUACAGACAUACAGUGUAUUUCCUAACCAGAUGGAGACAAGUGAUGUGGUAGUCCAACCCUAUAACUCACUUUUAACACUUAAGAGACUGACUCUAAAUGCGGAUUGUGUUGUCGUUCUGGACAAUACUGCACUGAAUAGAAUUGCUGUUGAGCGCCUACAUCUGUCAAAUCCCACAUUUGCUCAAACAAACUCUUUGGUAUCUACUGUAAUGUCUGCUAGCACGACUACUCUGCGGUAUCCAGGAUAUAUGAACAAUGACUUGGUUGGUCUUCUUGCAUCGUUAAUUCCAACACCAAGAUGUCAUUUUCUUAUGACUGGAUAUACACCACUCACAGUGGAGCGCCAGGCUAAUGUGAUUCGUAAAACUACUGUACUGGAUGUUAUGAGGAGACUGUUGCAGACCAAGAAUAUCAUGGUUUCCUCUUAUGCGCGAACAAAAGAAGCUAGUCAAGCAAAGUACAUUUCAAUAUUGAAUAUUAUUCAGGGAGAAGUGGACCCUACUCAGGUCCAUGAAAGUUUGCAGAGGAUUCGUGAAAGAAAGCUCGUUAACUUUAUUGAGUGGGGUCCUGCAAGUAUUCAGGUUGCUCUGUCUAGAAAGUCUCCCUAUGUUCAAACUGCCCACAGGGUAAGUGGUCUCAUGCUAGCAAGCCACACUAGCAUCCGCCACCUCUUCAGCAAAUGUUUGAGCCAGUAUGAGAAGCUGAGAAAAAAGCAAGCAUUUCUUGACAACUACAGAAAAUUUCCGAUGUUUGCUGACAACGAUCUUUCUGAAUUCGAUGAAUCACGGGACAUAAUUGAGAGUUUGGUUGAUGAAUAUAAAGCCUGCGAGUCCCCAGAUUACAUCAAAUGGGGAAUGGAGGAUCCCAACAAUCUUCUAACAGAAGAAGGCAAUGCCAAAGGCACAGCAGAUCCGAAAUUGGCAAUUUAAAUUACCAGAUAGGUGACUAGCUUUGAAUUUUGCUCAUUUGCAGAAUUUAGUUAUAAAACUGAAAGCACAGUUGAGGACUGAAUGUAAAUAACUAACAAAUUUAUGGUGUGAGAUGUCUUCUUUAGGGGGGAGGAUUGGUGAUUUACUGAUUUGUGGUGUUUUAAUUA
This is a messenger RNA of Populus trichocarpa (black cottonwood), 1786 nucleotides long. RefSeq names its product tubulin gamma-2 chain. The coding region runs from base 195 to 1619 and encodes 474 amino acids. Lineage: Eukaryota; Viridiplantae; Streptophyta; Magnoliopsida; Malpighiales; Salicaceae. The record is from RefSeq and is a predicted model, not a curated record. Gene Ontology annotation, molecular function: structural constituent of cytoskeleton; GTP binding. Gene Ontology annotation, cellular component: centrosome; spindle; cytoplasm. The transcript has 12 exons. Gene Ontology annotation, biological process: microtubule nucleation; mitotic cell cycle; mitotic spindle organization.